AUGGCAAGUUGGUAUGCCUCAAUUUACCCACGUCGCCAGGGCAGACAGACUGACCUGUUUCUUCGUCCCAGCUUCGAGACACAAGAGCUCUCGGCCAAGAUGACUCCGACUUCGCUUUCCAUGACCAGCCCAAUGAAGUCGUCUUCUCGUCGGUCAGUCGCCUCAUUGGCCUCUCGUCUGUUGCUGUUGUACGAGUCAAACGAGUCCCUUUUUUUCCUCGGAUGCACCAUAGUCGUCGCUUUUGUCACGGUGGCAACAAUCUGUAUCGGUCAACAGAACGCAUUAUUCGCCAGCUUCAGAAACGAGCAUUUGGUGAGGUCUGAAUGCCUGCAUCUUCUGCUGACAUACGCCUAA
Protopolystoma xenopodis is the source of this 354-nucleotide messenger RNA. NCBI's taxonomy places the organism in Eukaryota, Metazoa, Platyhelminthes, Monogenea, Polystomatidea, Polystomatidae. The record is from the annotation of a GenBank genome assembly.